GCACAUGUAUAUCCAUCGUAGGAGAACACACCGGGGAUAACGUUACCACCCACUGCCCAGUUUGCAAGCGUCUUCUAAUUAAUCAUGGCGCCAUCGUAGGAGAGCACACGGGGAUAACGUUACCAUCCACUGCCCUGUUUGCAAGCGUCUUCUAAUUAAUUAUGGCUUUGGGUGUAGUAAUAGUUAGUUAGCCUGCACACCCUGCUGUUUUUACUUCGACCAAAGAGUAUGCAUGGGAAAUUGGACAAAGGUAACGUUAUAUACUACCUGCGUUUACAACACAAAGGUCUAAGAACUGCAGCAUGUUGAAAAAAAUAGGCUAAAACGGAACACUGUGACAUACCCUCCCCCUUGCCUUGGUUGCUAAAGCUAACGUGUUCACUUAGCUAGCUGACUGGCUAAAGCUAAGAAUCACUUAGCUAGCUGACUGGCUAAAGCUAACGUUCACUUAGCUAGCUGACUGGGCUAACGUCGUCCGCGGAAGUGGACAGUGAAUGUUUUUGCGGGAAGCUUCAGGACCAGAACACAGACCUACUGUUGAAACCCUGAGAGCACCCAUUAGAUAGGUGUCACAGUCUCCCAAGUGAUGGAGAGUGGGGAUGAUGAGAUGGAGAUGACCGUGGGGGAGCUUCAGGGCUGGAUACAGGAGGAGGUGGAGAAUCAAGACUUGGUGAAACUCAGGAGGACCCAGCUGGCCCAGAUGCAGAACCUAGUGCAGCGGAAGGAGAAGCAGGCCCUCUGCACCCGCACCCUUUUCAACACUGCCUGCGAGUCUGUGGUGGAGUGUGAGACUGUUAUGAAGGCGCUGUACAGCAAACUGGGCAUGGAGUACAGAGACACAGACUCUGAAGAUGAAGGAGUGGGCCAGCAAAGCAUAAUUGAGAUUGAUGAUGGGGACGCUGACAGAAACGACAACACCAUGGCCACAGACGGAGUUGCUGCUUCCGAUUCGGCUCCUGGAGAAGUCCCAGCUACAGACAGUGACACAGAAAAUUACAAUGACAUGGCAGAUGACAUGGAGAGCAUGCCAUCCUCUCCAGCUGUGACCACCCCUUUUGUGACUGUAACUGUUGCCCCAAAUGAAGCCUCAAACUCUAAUGAUACCCCAGCAACUCCCCUUGCUGAGUCAGAGUCUGAACCACCAAGUCCACAAGAAGACAGCGACGAUGAGUAUACUCCAUCAAAAUCAAAAAAGAUCUCAACAAAACGUCCAGAGUCCAGCAAACGUGGACGGCCGAGAAAAGGUGAAAGGAAGAGAAGAGAAUCUGUCCGAACCAAGCAUCAACUUGUGUCGUACAGGGAAGACUCCCCUUCUACCCCAACAAAUCCUUCUGUGCCAUCGAAACCACAAAAGCCCAGAGCAGGUGACUGCUCUGCAUCGACAAAACAGCAGAACUCAAGCAAAGGUGCUACAGCUUCCCCACCAAAAUUACAGGAGGCCAGCAAAAGUGGUUCCACUGUCCCAUUAAAACAACAAGAGGCCAGAAAAGAAACGUCCACUCCAUUUGUGGUGACCAGCGUGUCGCAAGCUCCGACACAUGCACCAAACCCUGCCACUCAGCCACCGCCCGGCCUCACAGAGGAGGAGAUUAAGACUGAUAUGAAGGUCCUGGCUAGGAGGAGGACCAAGACCUGGCACUCAGGAAGGAUUACAGAAAUCAAACCAUCAGAGAAUGGAAGCAGGUAUAAGGUGGACUUUAGCGAGAAAGGGAGAAGCAUGCUGUCAGGACACCACAUAGCCUUUGACCAGACUGCUUCACUGGAGAGGCUGUAUGUGGGUGUGCGCGUGGUGGCCAAGUUCAAGGACGCCGAGCAGUCCUGGUUCUACUCUGGCAUUCUGGCUGAGCUCCCCAACCGAAAGAACCGCAUGAGGUUCCUGGUCUUUUUUGAUGACGGCACACCUUCCUAUGUUGGUUUGCCGGAUCUUCACAUUGUUUGCAGACCACUGCCGGAGGUGUGGGAGGACAUAGAGGAUGAGGUCAACAGGGAGUUCAUCAAGGAUUACAUCAAGGUGUAUCCCAACCCGCCUAUGGCCCAGUACAGACCAGGCCAGCCCAUCAACGUGGAGUUUGAGGGGAUCCAGAGGAGGACAGAAGUAGAGCAGAUUGACUGCAGCUUGUUGUGCGUCAUCUUCAAGGAUGACGAACAUAAGGAAUGGGUGUACCGAGGCUCUCUGCGUCUGGAGCAUAUGGCCAACAUGAAGAAACGUGUUGAGGAGGCAAAGGAUAAACCAACAGUGACACGGCCCAACAGUGGGGGAGCAGUUUCGUCUACUACUACAAUCCACCAGACUAGCACGGCUGCUGCCAACAAACCUCACGUCAACCCCUCGUCAACAGUAAUACCAGCGCAGGUCACUUCCAACAAUGUCAGCCAGGGCCAGCCAGCUGCUGGUAAACAGUCGGCAUCCGUAGGGAGGCCCUUUGGCCAGGAUCGUACGACUGACAAGGAGUCGUCUGUCAUCACAGCUAAAGGUUCGGUCACCUUCACUCCCCACCGUUGCUGCCCCGCCUGCCUGAACUGCAUCCGGUCAAAGGUCGAGGCCAAGCACCGCGGACGCAACCCGCUGCUCAUCCCCCUGCUCUGCGAGUUCCGCCGCAUGAAGGGCCGCCACCGGGUCAAUAACAAGACGUAUUUCCACAUAUUUUACCGGUCGCCGUGUGGCCUCAGCCUGAGCAACAUGACUGCUGUGCAGGACUACCUUCAACAGACACGCUGUGACUUCCUCUUCCUGGACAUGUUCUGCCUGGACCCCUUUGUGUCUGUGACCACCACUCACCAGCCCCGGCCCUACAAGAUCAACAUCCCAGACCUGACGCUGGGCAGAGAGAACCAGCCGCUGUCCUGCAUCAACGAGCUCAACAGCAUCCGGCCACUCUCGGUGAUCUACAACAAGCAGCGUGUCGCAGCCAGUGGGGUCUCCAUCAACACCAGUUCAGACUUUCUGAUGGGCUGCGACUGCACCGACGGCUGCAGGGACAGGUCGGCAUGCUCCUGUCACCAGCUGACCAUCCAGGCCACAGCCCUGUUGCCAGCGGGCCCUGAGGACGUCAACGCUGGCUACACACACAAGAGGCUGGAGAAACGCCUCUCCACAGGUAUAUAUGAGUGCAAUGCACUGUGCCGCUGUGACCCACGGGUGUGCUCUAACCGGGUGGUGCAGCAUGGCCUUCAGCUGCGGCUACAGCUCUUCAUGACCGUGGGGAAGAGCUGGGGAAUCCGCUGCCUGGAUGACAUUGCCAAGGGCACCUUCAUCUGCACCUACACUGGGAUAAUCAUGAACAAGAAGAGUUUGAGCACAGAGGGCAACAUGUACAUGGUCAACCUGAACCACAUAGAGGGAGCUGAGAGCAAGGAGGGUUACGAGAGUGAGGCCCGCUGCUCCGACAAUGAGUCAGGUUCAGAAGAGCCCAUAGAAGAAGACAACAGUGAACAUGAUGAAGAGGGAAACCAUGACAAAGAGCCGCUACGUAUGAAGAACUUAUAUGAUGAAGAACCCAGUGACUAUGAGGACAGUUAUGAGGACAAGGAUUAUGAUGUCAGUGAAGAUGAUGGCGGCUCUGAUGAUGACUUCAGGCACAACGUCUCCUCUAUGGAGAGGAGCUACGUCACCCGCAGGCAUGCCAAAAUACUACAGGAGGACCCAGCGAAGAAAUCGGGCUCUGCCGCCAAAUCUUCUGACCAGCAGGAUGGUACAGCAGAGGGAAAUGACAAGGAGGCCUCAAAUGCCACUAGGCAUUUCUUUGAUGGGGAGGAGUCAUGCUACGUCAUCGACGCAAAGCUGGAGGGGAAUGUGGGUCGUUACCUCAAUCAUAGCUGCCAACCAAACCUGUUUGCGCAGAAUGUUUUUGUGGACACACAUGACCUUCGAUUCCCCUGGGUGGCCUUCUUUGCCAGCAAGCGCAUUAGAGCUGGUACAGAGCUGGCGUGGGAUUAUAAAUGUGAGCUUGGUGUGAAAAGGUCGUCAAGAGUCCUGAAUUGUCGCUGUGAUCCAGAGUGCAGGGAAAAGUUAUGAAAGCCCAUACUACUACUUCCAGCUUCACCGCUGCAGUAAAUGUAUGAAUAUACUGUAAUAGGUAGUCUUAACCUUUUUUCAAUAAAAAAAUGAACGUUUUUGUAUUUUAA
Messenger RNA from Oncorhynchus keta (chum salmon), 4125 nucleotides. Its product is annotated as histone-lysine N-methyltransferase SETDB1-B-like. Gene Ontology annotation, biological process: negative regulation of gene expression; heterochromatin organization. Gene Ontology annotation, molecular function: DNA binding; zinc ion binding; protein binding. The transcript is spliced from 20 exons. The record is from RefSeq and is a predicted model, not a curated record. NCBI's taxonomy places the organism in Eukaryota, Metazoa, Chordata, Actinopteri, Salmoniformes, Salmonidae. Gene Ontology annotation, cellular component: nucleus. The coding region runs from base 587 to 4015 and encodes 1142 amino acids.